Molecule: messenger RNA, 1031 nt
Organism: Geodia barretti
Lineage: Eukaryota; Metazoa; Porifera; Demospongiae; Tetractinellida; Geodiidae
Source: the annotation of a GenBank genome assembly
GCUCCUAGUUCCAGUGACCAAUUUUCCUGCGGUGUGUCUGUCUUCAGGAGUGACUGACAUGUGGCAGUUGAAGUACAGACUGUCUCCUCUGUCCAGCUCUUCUCCCUCCCUCACAUCUCCCCUUCACACACCUUCUCACCACUACCUCUCCUACCUCUUACGGAGCCAGUCUAUGGAGCAGAAGGCAACAAUGGUUCAUCUCAUACGUCAGUCAAUAGGAGAGCUUCAAGAUACAGCGACGACAAGCGACAGCAGCUCUCCACACCCCCUCCCCUCUCCUCUCCACAACCCCUCUCCACUGGCACAUCCUCACAACUCACACCUCAGCUCCUACUCUCCCUCCCACAGACACCCUCUCCUCCCUCCCUCACACUCCUCACCACGUCACACUCGUCCCAGGUCGAACUCCCAGCCACACCUCCAAAACCUCACCCCCUCUCCACACCCCUCACCACUGGCACACUCUCACCAUCUCCCCUCCCUCACUGAUCUCAGCAAACACUAAAAACUAAUUAGUAUCGCUGCAUUGUUAAAGCACAGCUGUGACAAUAAAUCCGCAAUCUAUAGCACACAGUGUAAUGAAUAUAUAAGCAACUACACUGUCAUAAUAAAUGUGGCAAGGUCUGUGUAUAGUAGAUAAUUUGUCCGAGGCCACUUUAGGUAUAGUUAUGCAACAGAGUAACUGACUACUUCACAUAGAGUUCCAUGAACUCAACUGGAGAAUCAUCAGCAGUAUCCAAUCGACACAGUCUGGCUUCUAUAGGGUCAGAGGUGGGGCUGGGGAGUGUCUUAGUGAAGUAUGGAGGAUUGUUGAAUGAGCAACAGCUACUGUUGCUACCACAACCUUCACCAUCCCAGAGAGGAUCAUCUGGAUGAAAACCACUUACUGAUCCUGAGUUGACUCCUGAUUCACAGAAAUACUCUCCAACCACAAAUGAUGGGAUGGUAAUGUUGAUGCUAGCAUCACAAGGACAGGCAUCAAUCCAAGUGGGUCGGAUCUCAGAAGCACCAGCAGCAAAUGUCCAGAUGUG